AUGAGAUUCCACCUGCGGGAAAGCGGACGGGUCUUGUUUUGUUUCGGCUUCCGGCUCAUUUUGGCUUCCUUUCUCAUACCUCCACAAUCCACAACACAACACAUCCGACACCUUUACGAUGUGCAAAGGCAGCCCGUAACACCUUCAUACGACCUACCGUUGACCAGUAUAGCCCGUCGCCGUGCCAUGCUGACGAGUUCCCCGUUUCUUCCGUCGCUAGGACAUGCUUGGCUCCAAGCUCACCCAUUGCGUAGCCAACCGAACGGACAGUCACGGCCGUCAUCACGCAUCCCUAUCUUUUGGUAUCCACCCCGAAGGAACAACACACCGGCGGUCCGUCCGGUGCCCGUCACCAAGUUUCGCCAUUUCGCCAUGCGUCAAAAGACCAGACUUUACACGCGCCACGAGGCCCAGCGGAACCAGGGCAUUGCCGUUCCCCGUUUCCUCGUGGACACCAGCAAGACGAUUGGGAGUGGGAGGGGGCCGGGAGGGGUAUCUUGCAGCGAGUGUGCAGCGGCUGGUCCCCCCCCGGCACAGCAAGGAUGGCCCGGAGCCGCGAGCAAACCGCUGGCCCCAGACACGCCCAAUCACGAUGGCUGUCUGUGUCGGUCGUCGUGGGAGUGGCAAGGUGAUGCCCGCUUCGCCAAUGCAGUUAAUCUGCUUGCUUUUUAA
Messenger RNA from Colletotrichum abscissum, 672 nucleotides. RefSeq lists its product as uncharacterized. Bases 1 to 672 code for a protein of 223 amino acids. The transcript has a single exon. The record is from RefSeq and is a predicted model, not a curated record. Lineage: Eukaryota; Fungi; Ascomycota; Sordariomycetes; Glomerellales; Glomerellaceae.